This is a messenger RNA of Suillus discolor, 456 nucleotides long. RefSeq lists its product as uncharacterized. Lineage: Eukaryota; Fungi; Basidiomycota; Agaricomycetes; Boletales; Suillaceae. The record is from RefSeq and is a predicted model, not a curated record. The coding region runs from base 1 to 456 and encodes 151 amino acids. The transcript has 3 exons.
AUGGAGUUUUUGGAGAAAGUGGAUUUUGGUGCUGUGGGUGUUGGGGAAGGCGUUGGUAUUGUUAGCACCAGGAACCUCGCCCCAAUCUCAACGAUGCGCACUACACUUCCGCCAGACAUGCCUGUAGACGCACCCGGUAGCCUCCGCAGACGCGUAGAACAUGGUGUCGACGCCAUCGCAGGGUCCACUAUCAAAGUCAUCUCCGGCGUCGUUGACAGCUCAUUUAACGCCAUCUUUGCCCUGACCUUGAGAUUCACAUCUGCUCCCAUCGGAGACCAGUCACGGGUGGUGGAACAUGGGGCUGUUGAAGUGAGAGAGUGGGUUCUCGCCGAUAGCGAGUUUGGGGAUGACAGGGAAUGGGAAGGGAGAGGAUGGGCAGGGCAGGGCGAGCUCGUGGAGCUGAAGAAGAAGAACAUGUCCAUGAUGCAAGAAGUCUUUGAAGCUUCGAGAGAAUGA